Molecule: messenger RNA, 1793 nt
Organism: Cuscuta epithymum
Lineage: Eukaryota; Viridiplantae; Streptophyta; Magnoliopsida; Solanales; Convolvulaceae
Source: the annotation of a GenBank genome assembly
CUUUCCUAACCUCAGAGUCAAUGUUCUCACAUAGCUCCCACCAUCCUAAAAUUAGCAGAAAUACUAUCUAUCUCCAACCUUAACCUCCUCCCAGUUUUGACUCCCAACUACUCUAAUGGCAAACUUGAAUACUGAACAACACCUGCUUUUUACCUACUAAAAUUUUGGCGAGACACAAUGUACAUAACACUAACUAAGAUAACCUGUCCUUUCCAUCCAUUAUUAUUGUUCAUGGAUGGAAGAUGAGUUUAUUGGUUACAGAAGACUGUUGAUGUUUUUGCUAUUGUGGCCUUGUCUGGAAUUGUUAGAAGAUUACUGAGCGUGGGAACUGUUCUUGUGGCAACCAGUAAUCGUGAACCAAGAGACUUAAAUCAGGAUGGUAUGCAAUGGGAAAUCUUUGACAAGUUAGUACAGAAACUUGAGGAUCACUGUAAAUGUGUUCUGAUUGGAAAUGAAAUAGAUUAUCGUCGCCUUAUAGCUCAAAGAUCUAUAGAGCAGGCUCAUUACUAUUGGCCUCUGGAUAGCAAAAGUAAACAAAUGUUUGAGGACAUGUGGAGUGAGAUAACAAAAAAGUAUGGUGGAAAUGUUACUUCUGAGACAGUUCAAGUGAUGUUUGGAAGAACAUUGGAAGUUCCUCAGAGCUGCAAUGGGGUGGCACGAUUUACAUUUGAAUAUCUUUGUGGCCGACCGAUUGGAGCAGCAGAUUAUAUUGCAAUAGCUAACAACUAUCACACAGUCUUCAUCACAGACAUUCCUGUAAUGAGUAUGCGCAUCAGGGACAAGGCUAGGAGGUUUAUCACCCUGAUUGAUGAAUUAUACAAUCGCCAUUGCUGUCUCUAUUGUUCUGCUGAAGCAUCUAUAGAUGAUCUAUUUCAAGGAACAGAAGAGGGAACAUUGUUUGAUAUGGAAAGCUUCCAGUUUGAAACGGAAAUAGAAGGGGGGAGACUUAGGAGAGAUGUUUUAGCUGAAGGUGGUAUUAGUUCAGGAGGUUCACCAACUGGUAUUAUUUCCAUGCUUUCUGGUCAAGAGGAGUUGUUUGCAUUUAGACGAGCCGUAUCACGAUUGAUUGAAAUGCAGAGUCGUGUUUACCUUGAUGCUGCUCGCUACCUUCAUCCCUAUUUCCAGUCCUCACAUGGAAACCUUCAGCAGAUAAGUAGUGCAAACUAAGAAUUAGUUGUGAAUUAGUUUUUGGAUCCCGUGGAUCAACCCCACCGCAGUGUUCCCUAUGGGCAGUCGAACUGAGGCCUGUAAAUUACAUCAUCCUCUGGAUUGAUUGCAUCUGGUCCGCUCAUUGAAUAAUUCCUCCAUAGAGUUGCUCCACAGGAACCAAUCUUUGUGCAGUGUAUGCCUUCCUAAACUUUCUUGCCUCUGAUUGUCAAUAAUGCUUUUCUGCAAGUUAUGAUUGUGAUAUGAGAAUCUUGUUUGGCUUUUUCUUUGGAUCACCAUAUUCAUUCUUACAUUUUCUUAGCGAGGGUGCUGGGUGCAUGCAAGUGUGUUACCGGGAUCCUCAAAUUUUACUUUUACCAUACCAGUGAGUAUUCAUGAUGUAGAGCAUGUUGUUUUUGUUAUAAUAAAUAUUGGGAAGCCAUGGCCUUCCGGACCUCUACUAAACUUCGCCACUGUCCGUUCUAUUCACCCUGUGUGGGCUUAAUUUAUUAAUUUUUUUCAAUUUUUUAUUAUUUCCCGGACUAGUUUGGGUGAAGCAUAUAAUGGCGUGCUAUACUGAAAAAGUGUUGUAAUGACUAAUGCUAAACACGAAGUAAUAUUAUUAACAAGUCAUUAGCUUCCUUUUA